This is a messenger RNA of Anolis carolinensis (green anole), 3335 nucleotides long. RefSeq names its product polymeric immunoglobulin receptor (gene pigr). Bases 360 to 2249 code for a protein of 629 amino acids. NCBI's taxonomy places the organism in Eukaryota, Metazoa, Chordata, Lepidosauria, Squamata, Anolidae. Gene Ontology annotation, molecular function: transmembrane signaling receptor activity. Gene Ontology annotation, cellular component: plasma membrane. The transcript is spliced from 12 exons. The record is from RefSeq and is a predicted model, not a curated record.
CUCAACAGGUGGAUGGAUGUACAGGGUUGGAGCUCAGAGGAGGUCUUACAGUACUUUCAUUUCUUGUGAAGUCCAGUGUUGUGCCAGCUGUACUUAAGAAGUCCGGGAACAAACAGCGACACAAAGAGAAGUGUCUCAAGGGUCAAGGUUUUUCGCCCCUUUAGUCAUACCAGGAGGAUUAAAGCAACAAGAAAAGGAGAAUUUGUACCUCUGACCUACUCUGCACAAUUAACCAAGAGUGACCUCAGGAUAGCAAUAAUCCAAAAGAAAUGAGACGGCAACAAUGCACCAGUUCCAGCUCUGAUGUUUUUGUCUCCAUUAUAUGCAAGGAACCUGGAUCACAAAUAUAGGACCAUUUCAUGAAAAUGGCUUUCCGGAGUCUCAUCUUGUUGUUAACCAUUGUGCAAGCUGAAUCUGCAAUUUCAAAUUCAAGUCCCAUUUUUGGACCAAAGCAGGUGACUGGGUUGGUUGGAGGCUCUGUUACCGUGAAAUGCUUCUACCCUCGUACGAGUGUGAAUAGACAUUCCAGGAAAUACUGGUGCAAGGAGUCAACACAACAUUGCUCUACUAUCAUUUCCUCUAAUGGAUAUGUAGCUAGAGGUUUUGAAGGUAGAACUUCAAUAAUAGACUAUCCAGAGAAUGGAUUAUUCACCAUAGAAAUAUCAAAUCUGGUAAGAAGAGACAUGGGACCCUACAAAUGUGGCGUCGGUUUAAAUGACAAAGGACUUUCCUUCAGAGUCAAGCUAGAUGUUUCUGCAGGUUCCAUAUUACCUGAAGAAGCUCAGCUCUUUUAUGCUGAACAGCAUGGAUCUGUGACUAUAACCUGUGCCUUUGGUGCAAGAGCAAGUGGUAGGAAUUACCUGUGCAAGAUGACAAAGUACACUUGUGUCACUAUAAUUGACACAGAUGGAAAUAUUGACCAAUUUUAUAAAGGAAGAGUUCUGUUAAGCAACCUGCAAAUUCCUGGCUCAUUCAAUAUCAUUAUGACUCAACUACAGAAGCAAGAUUCAGGAUUAUACCUCUGUGGAACUGGGAACUAUGGGGCAGAAGGAGAAACCAAGAAAUUGGAUAUACAUGUGUAUGAAGAGGUUUUGGUUUCCAAACAACAACCAAUACUAAAUGGAGUCCAAGGUGGUUCAGUAUCUGUUGAAUGUCAUUAUGAACCAAAAGAGAACACCACAAUCAAAUCUUGGUGCAAAUGGAAAGAAAAUGAGUGUACCGUCUUAAUAAACAACUUAGGAGAUGUGCGGGAUGACUAUGAGGGAAGGAUAGUGAUGCAUAAUAGUCCAGAGAAUGGCACUUAUACCAUCAUAUUGAACCAACUGCAUAAUGGAGAUGAAGGAUUCUAUUGGUGUAUGACAAGUGGAGAGCAGGAAAGGAUAUCAUCCACAGAAUUGAAGAUUGUGCAAGAAACAGGACAACCCAGUUUAUCAGUAGAUAAUGAAAUACAUGCUGUUGCUGGCUCUCCACUGACUAUAACAUGCACUUACCCAUGCAAAUAUGCUGAUUAUGAGAAAUACUGGUGCAAGUGGAAGAACACUGGAUGUGAACCUCUUAUCGCAUCUGAAGAAUCCCAGGCUGGCUUAGUAGUUAGCUGUGAUAAAGGCAGUAGGAUUUUGUCUCUGAAUUUUGACCAAACGUCCCUAUCAGAUCAAGGAUGGUAUUGGUGUGGAGUCCGAAAGGGAGGCCAUUAUGGAGAAACAUAUGCAACGUAUCUGCAAGUGCAAGGAGUACUUCGAAAUGCUGAAGAACCUUCGAGACCCAACGAGGAACCCAGUGAUGUGGUUUCUCAAAAUAGGAACAUUCCUUUAAACAAUGCCAACAAGAAAGUCAACGAUGAUAUUCCAGCCGACAGCCAUAAAGAAAGUAAACACUCCACAAUUCUUCUUUCCGUUUUACUCCCACUUGGAAUCAUACUUGUGCUUCUUGCCACUGCCUUUUUUGUUGUGAAAUUCAGGCUUUUCAAGCAUUCAGAUUUGGUCUCCGUUGGAAGCUACAGGACACAUAUCAGCAUGACAGAUUUUGAGAAUGCAAGGCAAUACGGGGCAAAGGACAAUGUGUGCAUGGCAGAAGCUCAUGAGACCCAAAUAGGGGACAAGGAUGAUUAUAACAUUACUACCAGUAGUCCUAAAGAGGCUGGUAAAUCAAAGAAGGCAAAAAGGAACUCCAAAGAGGAUGUCGAGAUGGUUUAUACCACAUUCCUGCUUAAUUCUGAGAACAUCCCACCCAGAGGCUCUCAACAACAAUAGAUCUUAGAAGCUCAACAGCUUGGUGAUGAACACUAUCAAAGACUGGCAAAAGCAGUUACGUAGCACUAAUCAUCAUACAGACAGGUUGUGAUUAGAAUAACUGAACAGACAAUUAUAUCAAUUGAGAUUGCCUUGAGAUUUAAAUUAGAUUAUAUUAUUUUCCUAAAUAGUUUCACUGAUGAUGCAAUAGAGUGCAUAAAGAUCAAAAUAUAUUUCAUUUUGAAAAAAACUUAAUUCCAAACAAAUAAAAAGUGUGAUUUUGUUUUUAAAAACAAAUGAACCUGUGAAAUGUAACUAGCAAACUAAUGAAAUGUUGUAACAUUUUAUAUUUAUUCAGUGUACUCAUCUUGUGUACACAUGAGUGUGUACUCAUCUUGCCAGUCUAUUUACAUACACAAAAAAUAUGUAGGGAGUUUAAUCAGAAUUUAAUCUGAGAAAAGAGAAUAUUAAUUAAUUAGAUGAUUUUUUAAAAAAAAUGAAUCAAAAUAAUUGAACACACACGUUUACUAAUCAUUUUAAUGACAUAUUUGGUGUCUUGGUCUUUCUACAAAGUAUUCAACACAACAUAUCUAGGAUUAUGUUAUUUUAACCUCACCAGACUUUUUAGUUUCUUAGUUUGUAAAUUCGUGACUGACCCAGAAUACCGAAAGACUCAAAAGUGUGUUCAGUAUUUUGUGCCCCAUGCUAGCUGGGUAAUUCUGGAAGUUGGAUUUAGCAGUUGAUGAGAAAUGGAUAAAGAGAACAAUGAAUCUCAAAAUAAUAAUGCAAUAGACUUAGACAUAUAUGGUUGGCAUAGUGGUUUCAGUUUUCGACAAGGAUUCUGAGAGACCAGGGUUUGAUUUUUUGCUUUUGAGCAACAUUCUCUCAGCCCUAAAAGGUUAUGGCAAACUCUUUCUGAGCAACUCUUUCCAUGAAAAUAUAAUAGGUUUGCCUUACGGAAAUUACUUCAAGUGGGAAAUGCUUAAAAGCAAGAAACAACAUUCCUUGGAAUCAGUGACUUUAUAAUUUAGAUUAUUGUAUGUGUAAUCUACAAUGUUUUUGAUUAUUGUUUGUUUCAUCAAAUAAAUGUCCUAAUUCAAGUACAAA